AUGUAUUCCAAGUCAGUCGUUGUUCCAGCGCUCUUUGCUGCUCUCGGAGCCGCUCAAGAUGAUGUCCAGUACGAAACCCGCACAGCAACGAUAACUCAAUGCUUCACCCGCGAUGUCCUACAUCCUACAGCUACCGUCACAGUGCCUGGACCGACAUGCGUGGUUCACAAGCCAGCUGUGACAGGAGAAGCCAUUAUUGUUGAAGUCCAAGCUCCCGACUGUCACUGCGGCUGCCCAACUUGUGUCCAUACUCUUGAGUACACAACCAAGUACCCUGCUUUCUGCUCUACUGGUAUGUUUGAGCAGGAAUAUGUCAUCACGGAGACGUACAGUGGCAUGGAGGCAAAGCCUACCAAGAACGAGCACGAUCUUCCGCAUGGAUUUACGUGUGAAGUUCAGACGUGUACUACUUGUGGCGCUGAGCCUGUUACCGCGACUAUCACGUACCCUGUUCCAGGUCAUUACAUGAAUGAGGUUGCACCAACUGAAAUGCCUAUGGCAACGCCUGGCAAAGAGCAGCCCGGAAAGGAGCAGCCCGGAAAGGAGCAGCCCGGAAAGGAGCAGCCUGGUAAGGAGCAGCCUGGCAACGAGCAGCCUGGCAACGAGCAGCCUGGCAACGAGCAGCCCGGCAACGAGCAGCCCAAGGAUCAGCCUGAGGAGCAAGGAAACUCUGUACCCAAGGUCACUGGAGAAGACAAUGGCUUCCGAUCGAGCGUCAAGCCCAGCGCAGUACCUGAUUCCUCCCAGAGUGCUUCUUCUGGUAAGUUCACCAUCGAUCUUGAGAUAGGUAUCAAAACUAACGCCCAAACAGGAGAAUCCACAGAUCACCCUGUUAUUGUAUCUGGCGCCAUGAGUCAACAUUUGGGACUGGCUGGUGCUGGCAUUGCAUUCUUUGCUCUUAUUCAAUUCUUGUUCCUCUGA
This is a messenger RNA of Fusarium subglutinans, 921 nucleotides long. RefSeq lists its product as uncharacterized. The record is from RefSeq and is a predicted model, not a curated record. Lineage: Eukaryota; Fungi; Ascomycota; Sordariomycetes; Hypocreales; Nectriaceae. Bases 1 to 921 code for a protein of 306 amino acids. The transcript has a single exon.